AUGCAACCUGAUCAUUCUACGCUCUUUUCCAGACUGCGUUAUAGCGUACUACCAAGAUCGACAGGCCCAUGUCUCUUUUCAUUCCGGCAAAGGUCAGCCCUGACCGGCCGUGGGAGCGGACCACAGCCUUUCUGGCCAGAUUACCACAUUCCGGGUAGCUUCCAACUUGAGACAAAGAACUUUCAGUUGACAGGGUUACGGAACUUGACUGGCCCCGCCGUCAAGGUAAGCCAAAGUCCUCCUUCUAGCAAGAAAGCUAUUGAGGCACCAGAUGGCGAGCAUUUGAUGGAGACAUUCAUUGGCUAUCAAUAA
Molecule: messenger RNA, 312 nt
Organism: Aspergillus luchuensis
Lineage: Eukaryota; Fungi; Ascomycota; Eurotiomycetes; Eurotiales; Aspergillaceae
Exons: 1
Coding region: 1-312 (103 amino acids)
Source: RefSeq, a predicted model, not a curated record